CUCCCUCUUCUUCAUUCUGGUGGGGAAAGGCUAGUUAGCCGCCACCGAGGAAAUGGUGACCCCAUCGGUCAACCCUGGGUCGGCCACGUGGACGCCAAAAGCAGCGGAAACGUAAGCGGCCAGGGGAGGCGAGGGAAUAAAAAGCCAGCGAACGGCCGCGUUUUCCUCCCACCUUCCUCUCCUCCGCCCUUCCGUUUCUUCCUCGCAAUUCGCUGCUGCGCUCCAUCCAUCGAUCCGUCGGGGAGAUGGCGUCGGAGAAGCACUUCAAGUACGUCAUCCUCGGCGGCGGAGUCGCUGCGGGAUACGCCGCGAGGGAGUUCGGCAAGCAGGGCGUCCAGCCCGGGGAGCUCGCCAUCAUCUCCAAGGAGUCCGUGGCUCCGUAUGAGCGUCCUGCGCUCAGCAAGGGCUACCUCUUUCCCCAGAAUGCCGCCAGGCUUCCAGGAUUCCACACCUGCGUCGGGAGCGGCGGGGAGAAGCUCUUGCCCGAAUGGUACACGGAAAAAGGCAUUGAGCUGAUCCUGAGCACGGAAAUUGUCAAGGCUGAUCUUGCCUCCAAGACAUUGACCAGUGCUGCUGGAGCAACCUUCACCUAUGAGACCUUGCUCAUCGCCACUGGCUCCUCGACCAUAAAGCUCACUGACUUUGGCGUUCAAGGAGCGGAAUCAAACAACAUAUUGUAUCUAAGGGAAAUUGAUGACGCCGACAAGUUGGUCGCAGCUAUGCAAGCAAAGAAGGAUGGGAAGGCCGUCGUUGUUGGAGGUGGCUACAUAGGACUUGAGCUCAGCGCAGCACUGAAAAUCAACAAUUUCGAUGUCACUAUGGUGUACCCAGAGCCGUGGUGCAUGCCCCGUCUCUUCACUGCCGGCAUUGCUCAUUUCUACGAGGGUUACUACGCUAGCAAAGGAAUCAAUAUCGUGAAGGGUACUGUGGCUAGUGGUUUUGAUGCUGAUGCCAAUGGAGAUGUUAGUGUGGUGAAGCUGAAGGAUGGAAGAGUACUCGAUGCCGACAUCGUCAUCGUUGGAGUCGGUGGCAGGCCGCUGACAGGCCUCUUCAAAGGCCAAGUUGAAGAGGAUAAGGGUGGACUCAAGACUGACACAUUCUUCGAAACAAGCGUCGCUGGUGUAUAUGCCAUCGGUGAUGUGGCGACUUUCCCCAUGAAGCUGUACAACGAGCCGAGGAGAGUGGAGCACGUCGACCAUGCUCGGAAAUCAGCCGAGCAGGCAGUAAAGGCGAUCAAGGCCAAGGAGUCCGGCGAGUCCGUGGCGGAGUACGACUACCUGCCCUACUUCUAUUCGAGGUCGUUCGAUGUCGCGUGGCAGUUCUACGGCGAGAACGUUGGCGAGACGGUGCUGUUCGGGGACAACGACCCAGCGGUGGCCAAGCCCAAGUUCGGCACCUACUGGGUCAAGGACGGCAAGGUCAUCGGUGUGUUCCUAGAGGGCGGCUCCGCCGACGAGAAUCAGGCCAUCGCCAAGGUCGCCAGGGCCCAGCCGCCGGUGGCCGACGUGGAGGCGCUCGGCAAGGAAGGCCUUGAUUUCGCCACCAAGAUCUGAAGAUUCCUCUAUCUGUCGACGCGUGUUAAUGUUGUGUUUGUCCCUCCCCUGCCGAUGCUUCCUAUAGUUCCUAGCUCAGAAGUGUGAUUCGAUUUUUCAUUUUGGAGUUUGAUGGUGUUGCUGUGACCACUAUGACAGAAUUCGAAUAAAUUUAGUAGCAUCUCUGGUUCUGCA
Molecule: messenger RNA, 1727 nt
Organism: Aegilops tauschii subsp. strangulata
Lineage: Eukaryota; Viridiplantae; Streptophyta; Magnoliopsida; Poales; Poaceae
Product: monodehydroascorbate reductase 4, cytosolic
Cellular component (GO): cytoplasm
Molecular function (GO): oxidoreductase activity, acting on NAD(P)H
Source: RefSeq, a predicted model, not a curated record